This is a messenger RNA of Hordeum vulgare subsp. vulgare (domesticated barley), 1030 nucleotides long. Its product is annotated as ribosome-inactivating protein 3-like. Lineage: Eukaryota; Viridiplantae; Streptophyta; Magnoliopsida; Poales; Poaceae. The transcript is spliced from 2 exons. Gene Ontology annotation, biological process: negative regulation of translation. Bases 165 to 884 code for a protein of 239 amino acids. Gene Ontology annotation, molecular function: rRNA N-glycosylase activity. The record is from RefSeq and is a predicted model, not a curated record.
AGAAAGAAAGAAAGCAUGAAGAAGUCGGCUGGGAUGGGCUCGGCUCCUCUCCCUCUACCGUUUGCCUGCUAGCCUUGCUAGCAGUGUUUGCGUCUGCAGCUGGUUUCGCAGUUGCACAGCCGGUGGUCGUCACGGUCGCGUACAACAUCGGCAAUGACGAUUACAUGGCCUUCAUCAACCAGCUCCGUACAACUCUGGCCGCUCAUCCCAGACCUGACAACGUCGCCGGCCAUCCUGUUCUCCCACGGCAACACCUGGACCAGCCGCCGGCGAGCUGGAUCCAUGUUCCCGUUACCGCGGGCGACAAGACGGUGACGCUGGCGCUGAGGGACGACAACCUCUACCUCAUUGGCUUCAAGGCCCAGAGCGGCAGCUGGUACGAGUUGGGCUACGCGAAGCCAGGGGAACAGCCGCAGAUCCACGGCGCUACGCUCCUCCAAUGCGACGACACAUACAGGGCGCUCCUCGGCGGCGGGUCGAGCAAGCAAGUCAAGCAGAACAUGAAGAACCUUCAACUCGGGAAGACGGCGGCGGAAGCAGCCGUGAAGCACCUGACGAUGUACGCUCAUGCCGCAGCCGCCGGGCCGGACGAGGCCACCAAGGUCGCCUUGGCACGCAUGCUCAUCACCGUCUGCGAGGCUGCCCGCAUGUCCUCCAUCUCCACUACCCUUAGCACUGGCUGGGGCCAGGCGGCGACGGUGAACCUCGACGAUAUCCAACCUUUCUACAUCCACAACUGGGGCAACCUAUCUACUGCCAUACUAGAGCGGAGGAAGCAGGGACCUAGGUACCCAUGGCCCAAGAAACUCGACGCGGAGACCCAUAUCAAGGACGCCGCCGGCGCGCUCGCGGUGGUCCAGCUCCUGCUUAAUCGUGCCUACUAGUGUGCUGAACCAUAAAUUGUAUGCAUGCAUGUCUAUUCUAAUAAAAUAAAAUAAUCGUGUGGGAUGGAUGAAUAAUGAGGUUGGGCUGUAAAAUGUGAACCUGCUGCAUGCAUUUCUCAUCUAUGCAUGCGUACAACAAAACACAA